AAGGAAUGCAUGUUCCUCCACGGUUGUUGCCUAAUUGGGAAAGCUGGAGGAAUAGCAAGUGCAUGUCAAAUGGGGGCUAAAUGUGUUGUUCUUUCGGGUUUUACUCUUUGAUUCUCAAGGACCCGCUCGCUGUGUGAGGAGGACACGUCUCCCGAAUUGCACAGAGUCAUUUCCAUGGAGACGGGCGGCCUGCCUGAAUCUCGAAGAAGCUCGUUCUCAGGCAGCGGAGCGAUGGCUAGGUUAUCGUGGUUCAUCUUAUCACUGCGAUCCUGGGCCAGGAGGAACUUGAAUCAUGAAGACCAAAGGCCAGAUUCCUUUCUUGAGCGAAUCCGAGGGCCAGAGCUCAAAGACAUUCCCAGUAGAGACAGCAACACCCAGCUGAACUACGAUGAGGCAGAUGGACUGAAAAAAAAGAAGAAAGAGGUCUUUGUGAUGGACCCUUCAAGCGAUCUGUACUAUAGGUGGUUGACCAUCAUUGCAACACCCGUAUUCUAUAACUGGUGUUUGAUAGUGUGUAGAGCCUGUUUCGAUGAGCUUCAACUGGAACACAUUACACUUUGGCUGAUCUUGGACUAUUCCUCUGAUGUCAUCUAUGUCCUGGACACAUUUGUCAGGUACAGAACAGGUUUCCUGGAACAAGGACUACUAGUUCGCGAUGAAAAAAAGUUAAGACUGAAUUAUCAAUCUACUACGCAGUUCAAGCUGGACUUGCUCUCUCUUAUCCCAACAGACCUGGGCUAUUUUAAAUUUGGGGUUAACUAUCCUGAGCUGCGCUUUAAUCGGCUGCUGAGAAUUGCUAGGCUAUUUGAGUUUUUUGACCGUACAGAAACGAGAACAAACUACCCAAACAUGUUUCGAAUUGGGAACCUUGUCUUGUACAUUCUUAUCAUUAUCCACUGGAAUGCAUGCAUAUUUUUUGCUAUUUCCAAGCAGAUUGGAUUUGGAACAGACACCUGGGUCUAUCCCAAUAUAUCCCAUCCAGAACAUGGACGUCUGUCCAGGAAAUACAUUUACAGUUUAUAUUGGUCAACGUUGACAUUGACAACCAUUGGCGAGACUCCACCUCCUGUGAAAGAUGUAGAGUAUCUGUUUGUGGUCAUGGACUUCCUGGUUGGUGUGCUCAUCUUUGCUACCAUUGUCGGUAACGUAGGCUCAAUGAUCUCUAACAUGAAUGCCUCUAGGGCAGAGUUCCAGGCGAAGGUUGAUUCUAUCAAACAGUACUUGCAGUUCCGAAAAGUCACCAAAGACUUGGAAAACAGGGUUAUUAAAUGGUUUGAUUACCUGUGGACCAACAAGAAAACGGUGGAAGAGAAAGAAGUUCUGAAGUACCUCCCUGAUAAACUGAAGGCUGAAAUUGCCAUCAAUGUCCACUUAGACACACUAAGGAAGGUACGCAUCUUCCAAGACUGUGAAGCUGGACUUCUUAUUGAGCUGGUGUUGAAGCUAAGACCCACGGUCUUCAGUCCUGGAGAUUAUAUCUGCAAGAAAGGGGAUAUCGGAAGGGACAUGUAUAUUAUUAAAGAAGGGAAGCUGGCUGUCGUGGCUGAUGAUGGUGUGACCCAGUUUGUGGUCCUAAGUGAUGGCAGCUACUUUGGAGAAAUCAGCAUCUUAAAUAUCAAAGGCAGCAAAUCUGGCAACAGGAGGACAGCCAACAUCAGAAGUAUAGGCUAUUCUGACCUGUUCUGCUUAUCUAAAGAUGACCUGAUGGAAGCUCUCACUGAGUACCCUGAUGCCAAAAAGGCACUAGAAGAAAAAGGACGGCAGAUUUUGAUGAAAGACAAUUUGAUUGAUGAGGAAGCAGCUAAAGCAGGAGCGGAUCCUAAAGACCUGGAGGAGAAAAUAGAAAAGCUGGAAGCUGCCCUAGACAUUCUCCAGACCAGGUUUGCUAGACUCCACGGAGAGUACACUGCGUCUCAAGCCAAAGUCAAGCAGAGACUUGUAAAAGUGGAGACAAAAGUGAAGAAGUAUGGAAGUGGUACGCUGUCAGGUGACGAGGGUGAAAAACCACAGGAAGAGAAAAAGGAUUAAGUGGGCACUUUGAUCAUCUUCAUUCAGCUCAGAAUAUUGCAUCAGAGAAGAGAUAUGCACAUGAAAAUAUGUAAACAAGGCUAUUUUUAUAUGGACCCAAAUCAAUGGCAUUUGUAGCAUUUUUAACUGAAGCAAUUGUCAUGUAAAUAGGAAAUUCUUAUGUUUUAUGAUAUUUUUAGAAACAGUUCUUCACUUCCUUUUCUUUGUUGUUCAUUUUGUAUUGGUUACGGGUUUCUUAUGAGUCAUGAUCAGACCUCCUUGAUGCCAGAGUGUGUGCAUGUCUGACUGCAUUUGUGAUUGAUACCUUUCACUAUGUAUUUGGCACCAAGGAGGUCUUCUGUAAACUAAUAACUUAGUGGACUGAUCAAACAGAUGCAUACAUAUAAAUAAGAACGCUACUUGCACCAUUUCUGCUUUGAAAUCAUAGCAGCCUCCCGGUGAAUAUAAUUUAUCCACUUUCACUAAAUUUAUUCUACUCAUUUUGAAAACACUAGACACUAUAUAGAACCAUCUAUAUAGUACUUGCUGAAUGUGGCAUGUGUGAAUGAGCUACUUUUAUACUUAUCUGUCACAAAUCUCCAUAUAGUUCUACUUAUGAUAUUAUUUGGUUGUUGGAAGGGCCUGGCGGAGUUCUAAUUUCUCUCCCUCAGAGAAUUACAGAUAGGCAAAAUUGGAGCAGUAAGUAGGGUUGCUGUGGAAGUGCCCUCUGGACUUUUGUUCAGGCGUAUAACAUUCAUUCCAGAACUGAGCUGAAAAGAAACCAGUUUCUCAGUUUUGCAGCAGAAACUGGCUGUGCACAGUGCUGAUUGGCUGGUGCCUGUAACAUCAUGAAUCCAUAACCCCCUCCCCCUGUGGUUGUUUUUUGUUUGGUUUAAAAAGGCAGUGAAUGAAAUUUUAAUUGCACAAAGUGACCCUUUGAAUAAUAGGGCAGAUAGAUAGUCUUGAAGCAUGGGGAAAGGGGACAAGACUGCACUACCAAUGACCACCACUUUCUGGGAAUGUAUAGAAAUGAGAACAACCAUGCUGCGUUAUUCUGAUGCUCAUCCCAUAUUCCAGGUACUCUUUCUCUGUUCAUUGCCCCUAAAUUUACUAUUCACUCUGGUUUUUAACAAAAUGCAGGAUUUUUUCAGCUUUUCUGCACUGCUGACAGUCCUCUGUAGUUUCCUUGUCGUUUUUCUACUGUGCAACAGAAGUCAGCAAGUAAUACAAUAUUUGCAAGCCUUUACUGACAGGCAGCACUAUAAGACAACUCAGCCAUGUGAAAUGAGUUCCCCCACAGUCUUCUUUUUCUCUCUCUCUCCUCCAUAUUGAUGCCAUUCCUUACACCCCUUUCUACGCUAAUACAUAACAAUGAAGCUGUUAAGCAGAGGAAUGGUGAUUUCCUCUCGUCUUGCCCUAUUGCCUGUCAAUUUCACAGCCAUUGCAUAAAAGUGUGUUCAUUUUCUUCAGGCAUGUCCUUUUACUGCUUCUAGGGGAAAGUUUUGUUUCCAGUAACCUGUAACAGGCUGUGAACUGUAAAAAAGAAAAGAAAGAAAGUUAGAAUGUGAUGUAAUUUAUAAAUUCAUUUCUCAUAAUUAAAAGUGCAGCAUGCAUAUUUAGUCAGAAGUAUGUUCCAGUGGGUGGUAUUCAACUAAGUUUUCCUCAGAGUAGACCUGCUGGAAUUAAUGCAGCAAAAAAAUUAUUCAGAGUAGAGCCAUUGAAAUUAAUGGCUGAAUCUACUCUGAAUAAAUUUUUUGCUUGAUACUGCGCCCCCCCCCCCGUAUGAGUUGGAUCCAAUCUAAGUUAGUCGCACACAGUGCUAUUUUUCUAUAAAAAUUGCUGCCGGAACUCACCAUGAAUACUGCCCUUGUUCUCUUAUAAUGGCAAUGGCACCCACCUGAGAAGGGCUGGAACUGAGUUCCAGUGAGUGCUGGCUGGAAAAAAAAGCCCUGGUUGCACAUAGGUCCCAUUGAACUCAAUGUGAAAACUUAAACAUGACUAAUUUAAUUGCCAUUGAUUCAGUGCGACCCAACUGCAGUGAAUCCAGGACUAGAACCCAACUCUCAGUG
Messenger RNA from Podarcis raffonei (Aeolian wall lizard), 4076 nucleotides. It is a transcript of the gene CNGA3, whose product is annotated as cyclic nucleotide gated channel subunit alpha 3. Gene Ontology annotation, biological process: monoatomic cation transmembrane transport. Gene Ontology annotation, molecular function: intracellularly cGMP-activated cation channel activity; protein-containing complex binding; intracellularly cAMP-activated cation channel activity. The record is from RefSeq and is a predicted model, not a curated record. Bases 175 to 2028 code for a protein of 617 amino acids. Lineage: Eukaryota; Metazoa; Chordata; Lepidosauria; Squamata; Lacertidae. Gene Ontology annotation, cellular component: plasma membrane; intracellular cyclic nucleotide activated cation channel complex. The transcript has 5 exons.